Molecule: messenger RNA, 392 nt
Organism: Lonchura striata (white-rumped munia)
Lineage: Eukaryota; Metazoa; Chordata; Aves; Passeriformes; Estrildidae
Product: gastrin/cholecystokinin-like peptide
Cellular component (GO): extracellular region
Molecular function (GO): hormone activity
Source: RefSeq, a predicted model, not a curated record
AUGAAGGUGCCGCUGUGCCUCGGGCUCCUCCUCGCCCUCGCUGUGGCCACCUGCCGCUGCCGGCCCCCGGUGGAGGGGCCCGCUGCCUUGGGGGACCCCCCCCAGCACCCCCCGAGCCUGGCCCGGCGGGACUGGCCCCCGUACCUGUCCCAGGAGCAGCAGCACCUCCUGGCCCAGUUCCUGCCCCACGUCCUCACAGAGCUGAACAAGCACAAGGGCUUUGUGCGUGAGGAUGAGGGGAUGGAGGCUUUGCACGACCACUACUACCCCGACUGGAUGGACUUCGGCCGCCGCAGCGCUGAGGACCAGGCUGGAGCUGCGUAGCUGGGCUGGCCGGGCGGAGCACACCGGCCUCGGUGCGAGCCCUUCCCUCAAUAAAACCCUGGCACUAC